UGCAUCAGCCUCAACUGUGGCAUAAGUCUCAAUGAGCACCUGUGAGACUCUCCGCCCCUCCCAUCCGCUAUCUUCAUGGAUGUAAUCUCCGACUUAACAACAGGUACUUGUAAGGUCCCAGAUAAAGUAAUCUCCCCAGACCUCGGUGAGCUUUUGGCAGGAGAGUCAGAGCAGAGCUCCAACCGCGCAAAGUAUCUAGAAUUCCCUGGCAAAGCGCCUGCAGACAUGGGUCGUCAAGAGGCCGACUAUGUGUGGAAGAAGAACACUGAAAACAUCCAAGAGGUUUUUGACUUCAUGGAAGAGUUGGGAUCUGGGGCGUUCUCAGAGGUUUACAUGGUGAAGGAGAAGAAGACGGGAAAAACAUUUGCCAUGAAGUGUGUGAAAAAGAAACAGAAGAGGGAUCUGAAUCUGGAGAAUGAGAUCGCUGUGCUGCGAAGAAUUAAACAUGAGAACGUUGUGGGGUUGGAGGAUUUCUAUGAAAGUCGAACGCAUUACUAUCUUGUCAUGCAGCUGGUUUCAGGCGGUGAGCUAUUUGACCGUAUCCUGGAUCGGGGGGUGUACUCAGAGAAGGAUGCCAGCAGAGUGAUUCAGCAGGUGCUGCAGGCCGUCAGCUAUCUGCACCAAAACGGAGUAGUGCAUCGGGACCUGAAGCCCGAGAACAUCCUGUACUACAGCCAGGAGGAAAACUCCAAGAUCAUGAUCAGUGAUUUCGGCCUGUCAAAGAUGGUAGACAAUGGCAUCAUGUCCACAGCCUGUGGCACCCCCGGAUAUGUUGCUCCUGAAGUUUUGGCACAGAAGCCCUACAGCAACGCCGUUGACUGCUGGUCUAUCGGAGUCAUCACCUACAUCCUACUUUGCGGUUAUCCCCCUUUUUAUGAAGAAAGUGAGACACGGCUCUUCUCCAAGAUCAUGAAGGCACAGUAUGAGUUUGACUCACCAUUCUGGGACGACAUCUCUGAAUCCGCCAAGGAUUUUAUUCGUAACAUGAUGCAGAAGAAUCCCAAGAUGCGCUACACUACAGAGCUGGCGCUCAGACAUCCAUGGAUUAUUGGGAAGACAGCUCGGAGCCAGGACAUCUACUAUUCCGUCAGCGUUCAGAUUCAAAAGAACUUUGCCAAGUCCAAGUGGAAGCAAGCCUACAAUGCUGCUGUUGCCAUCAACCACAUGAAGAAGCUGCAGCUGGCCCACUCAGAGCAGGUCCUGAGGCAGGCCAGCAUCCCAGACAUCAGGGUCAUCGACGUAUCCUCCCCAACGAAAAACCGGAAACAUCUUGAUCCAGACAAGGUUGAGCCCAAGGUGCCAGAGGUCAACGGGAGUGUGCAGGGGACACAUCACAUGUCCUUGCCCACAAGCCAUGUUGAACUAAAGAGCCACUGCCACCCACUGAAGACCAGUCAGAGCGAGUGCAGCACACAACACGCACCUACAAUAGCUGAACAGGGAAAGCAUGUGUACCACUCAGAGCCUGCCAACCUGAAUGGAUACGGUAAAAAAACCAAUAAUAGCAAGACCAUAACUGGUGUUUGUGCCAUCAUGUGAAAGCUGCUGAGUUUACAUGGAAAAAAAACAUUUUACCUGGUCAGUGUUGCUGUUUUGACCCAGCAUACAGUUGGUUUGCGUCAGCAGCUCCCAGGUACUGAGAACAACAAGUGGUUGAUUCAAGCGGUGUGGGAGAUCCACAGUCUGUGUGGGGCAUUUUAUUUUGGAGAGAGUGCCUAGGAAGCUUCCCAAAAACCACACCAAAGUACACAAACCACAACGAAACUCACAUGCUCAGAUGCACGAGUCUCAUUUUUAACCAGAACAUUUUUGACAGUAUUCAACAGAACUGUGUGAUCUAGGAGGGAAAGCGAUGGAUGAGAUGGGCUCAGCUCUAGCCGGGCUUUGCAUGACUAUCCAUGUCGUUUAUGGUGACGAUGUUCCUGACCACUGGUUUUUGAUGGGGCAGAAGUCAGAUCAUCCGAACACUUUGUGCUCAUGAUUCCAUGCUUAAAAUAAUACACACAAUGACGUCAAUGACAAUUAUUGUACUUGAUCAUGUGUAAAGCACUUUCUAUAGCCAGCCUGCAUUUGUAAGCACAAUAGAAUAGAAUAAGAAAACCGCAUGCUUACUGCAUCCAAUAAGCCAUACUGAUGUAAUUUAAUAUGGUAAAGUUGUCUCAUAUUUUUGUUACUUUCUUUAAGUUAAUUGUUUCAUUAAUUUAUUUUUUUAAUUAUUUGCUUCUUUUUAAAAAAAAAUAAAAUAAAAUAGAGCAGAUCAAAUUCAAGUUUGAAAUAAAAAAAUAUAUAACAAUGUAUAUUUAAACAAACCUAUCAUUAACAGUGUAAAUGCCACAAGUAUAUUCAUUAAAUGCCAUAAACCUACUAGAACUUUUACAUUCAGCUAAAGUCUAUUGUUAAAAAUCUUUAUUCGCUUAUUGUAAGCGGUUUACUUUGGGCAGUCUGCUGUUUGUCUCAGUAUGUGGCUUUGUAAUGAUGGAUUUAACAUAUAUUAAUGUUAUAUAUGUAUUAUGCUGGGAUCUCUGUAUACUCAAAAAUAAAGGAUCUGCAUUUGUU
This is a messenger RNA of Oreochromis aureus, 2556 nucleotides long. RefSeq names its product calcium/calmodulin-dependent protein kinase IGb (gene camk1gb). Lineage: Eukaryota; Metazoa; Chordata; Actinopteri; Cichliformes; Cichlidae. The record is from RefSeq and is a predicted model, not a curated record. Gene Ontology annotation, biological process: peptidyl-serine phosphorylation. Bases 76 to 1539 code for a protein of 487 amino acids. Gene Ontology annotation, cellular component: intracellular anatomical structure. Gene Ontology annotation, molecular function: ATP binding; calmodulin binding; calcium/calmodulin-dependent protein kinase activity. The transcript has 13 exons.